AUGAGCAUUGACAACCAUUACGCCAGUGCUGGACGCUGUGUCCAGCACAUCAGCGAGAAUGGCGCAAAUGUCCAACCUAGCAUGCCAGCCUCGGCCUCUGUUAGCAAGCAGUGGCGUGCUGAGACCUUCCGCCACAUCGUCGUGGCACAAGUCCAGCCUGCUGUUCCCGGCAGCAGCAGCAAUGCCUUUGGAGCUGUGACUACUGUUGUUCACCCGUCUGGAGAUAUUGUCUUCCUCACCGACAGAGCUCCCGACACAUACCCAGAUAACACCAAGACGAUUUUGCAGGCCGCAAAGACCGUUAUGGUCUAUAAAGAGGCACUUGUGCCUACAGACCCUGAAGAGUCUGGCCUCCUCACCAAGGUUAUGCUGGCUGGAACAACCUUUAAGGAACUACGGACUCUGGAUGUCAUUAUUCAACCUAGUUUCAACAAGCCGGGUGGUCUCCGGACCCCCUCCCAUCGCCAGGCGCCGUCUUGA
Molecule: messenger RNA, 480 nt
Organism: Pestalotiopsis fici W106-1
Lineage: Eukaryota; Fungi; Ascomycota; Sordariomycetes; Amphisphaeriales; Sporocadaceae
Exons: 1
Coding region: 1-480 (159 amino acids)
Source: RefSeq, a predicted model, not a curated record